Drosophila arizonae is the source of this 22887-nucleotide messenger RNA. It is a transcript of the gene sls, whose product is annotated as sallimus. NCBI's taxonomy places the organism in Eukaryota, Metazoa, Arthropoda, Insecta, Diptera, Drosophilidae. The record is from RefSeq and is a predicted model, not a curated record. Gene Ontology annotation, molecular function: protein binding; protein kinase activity.
CUGAGAAUUUGCAGGGCUGCGUCGUCUCGUCCGCUGUGCUGGCCGUCGAGCCGGCCGCCGAGACUGCCUACGAGCCCAAGCCCGUGGAUUCGAUGGCCGAGCAGCUKGAAGUCGGCAAGGCUUUGCCGCCCACUUUUGUGAAGGCCUUCAGCGAACGCGAAGUCACCGAGGGACGCAUGACGCGUUUCGAUUGCCGUGUCACCGGCAAUCCCUAUCCCGAGGUAUUCUGGUUUAUCAACGGCCGUCAAGUGCGCGACGAUGCUUCGCACAAGAUUCUGGUCAACGAGUCCGGCAGCCAUUCGCUGAUGAUCACGAACGUGAGCCGUCUAGAUGGCGGCUCCGUUCAAUGCUUGGCCCGCAACAAGGCUGGUGAGGUGGCCAUCGAGGCGCCGCUGCAUGUGCUGGAGAAGGAGCAGGUUGUCGCACCACAAUUUGUGCAGCGCUUCAGCACGAUGACAGUGCGCGAGGGUGAGCCCAUCACCAUGAGUGCCAAUGCCAUUGGCACGCCAGUGCCGCGCAUCACUUGGCAAAAGGAUGGAGUACAAAUCUCAUCAACUGCCGAACGUUUUGUGGGCAUCGAUGGYGGCGCCACCUGCCUGGAGAUACCGCAAGUUAAGGCAACUGAUGCUGGCUGGUAUCAGUGUACCGCACAAAAUAUUGCCGGUUCCACAGCGAACCGCGCAAGACUCUAUGUCGAAGUUCCCAGAGAGCAACCAAGUCAAGAACAAAGGCGUCUUAAUCUACCAAGACCAACGAAAGUUAUCGAGCCUGAGCCAAUCCCUGGGCCAGAGAUUAUUUAUUUGCGCCAUGUGGAACGCGCCAAACCCCAUCCGCGUCCCGGCGAGGAGGAUCGCGUCUAUCCUCCGCCACAGUUCAUCAUACCAUUGCAGAAUGUGCAGCAGACUGAAGGUGGUCGAGUCCACAUGGAGGCGCGCAUCGAACCAGUCGGCGAUCCCAGCAUGGUCGUUGAGUGGUAUCUCAAUGGUCGUCCCCUGGCAGCCAGUGCACGCGCCACAUCUGUCUUCAAGUUUGGCUUCAUUGCUCUGGACCUACUGAGCAUUAUGGGUCACGAUGCUGGAGAAUAUAUGUGCCGCGUCAGCAAUGCCAGCGGCGUGGCUGAGUCGCGCGCCAUUUUGUCGGUGGUGCAGCGACCAUCCAUUGAGCAAUCGUCGCAGAAUCCGAACAGCUUGCAGUACAUCAAUCAGCUGGAGGAUUACUCUCGCUAUCAGCGCCAGGAGAGCUCAGAGGAGUUGAUGAAUCAAGCUCCACAAUUUAUACGUCCCCUGCGCGAUCUGGGUGAGUUCGAGGAGGGCAAGAAUGUGCACUUCGAGGCACAGGUGACCCCCGUGAAUGAUCCCAGCAUGCGUGUGGAGUGGUACAAGGAUGGCUUGCCAAUCACCGCCAGCUCGCGCAUCACGGCUAUAUUCAACUUCGGCUAUGUCUCCCUAAACAUAUUGCACCUACGCGCCGAAGAUGCGGGCAGCUACACCGUCCGUGCCGURAAUCGCAUUGGCGAGGCCAUCAGCCAGUCCACCAUUCGCGUGCACUCGCGCUCCCAGGUCACCGCCGAUCUGGGCAUACCCGAGCAGCAGCGUUACAUUGAGAAGGUGGAGGAAUUGGAGGACUAUCGCAAGUCUCAGCAGCGCCGCCAAGUUCAGGAGGCACCUGAGGCCAUUGCGCCACCCCAAUUCCAGACACCCAUCCAGAACCAACUGGACCUGCGAGAGCACGCGCAUGCGCACUUCGAGGCACGCCUCGAACCCAUUGGCGACUCGACCAUGCGCGUGGAGUGGCUCAAGGAUGGGCAACCCCUUGAGGCCAGCUCGCGCAUCACUACUUACCACAACUUUGGCUACGUCGCGCUGACCAUCAAGCAGAUAACCAUCUAUGAUGCCGGCACCUACACCUGCCGCGCCUACAAUGCCAUGGGCCAGGAUACAACCACGGCCCAGUUGACGGUCAUAUCGAAGAACGAGAUCGUCUCGGACACGCAGCAUCCGGGUGGCCUGCAGAAGAUUCAGCAUCUGGAGGACUCGUCGCGUUAUGGUCGCCGCGAGGAGGAAGAAACCUCCAUCACCCAGGCACCACGCUUCCUGGGCCCCCUCAAGGGCACCACCAAGAUCUUGGAGGGUCAACGCGCCCACUUUGAGGCGCGUGUCGAGCCACAGAGCGAUCUGGGCCUCCGCAUCGAAUGGUACCACAAUGGACGUGCCAUCACAGCUGCCAAUCGCAUCCAGACCUACUACGACUUCGGUUACGUUGCCCUGGACAUUUCUCAGGUGCGCGCCGAAGAUGCCGGCGUCUACACUGUGGUGGCUAGAAACAAGCUAGGUGAAGCUCAGUUGCAAGCAACGAUGGUAGUGGAAACUCGUUCCAACAUCGACACAUCUAGCAUGCAUCGCGGCCUCUAUGAAAAAACACAGAAUCUGGAGAACAAGCAAUUCGUCGAGCCCCAAUACGAUAUUGAGGAGAUCUCCAAGUCAAAGCCCGUCUUUGUGCAGCCGCUGACCGAUCCCAAGCCCAUUCACGACGGCAAGAAUAUUCAUCUGGAGUGCCGUCUCGAGCCCAUGGGCGAUCCCACAAUGCGCGUCGAAUGGUUCCAUAACGGACGCCCCGUAACCGUUGGCUCACGUUUCCGCACCUACUACGACUUCGGAUUUGUCGCCCUGGACAUCAUCAAGGCUACGGCAGCCGACUCUGGCGAGUAUACCGUGCGCGCCACCAACCACCUGGGCACCGCUCACACCUCGUCAUGUGUGCGUGUGAUUGAUCGCAGCGAUGUGGUGACCGAGACCCAGAACGAGCAGUCGCUGGAGCAGAUUCAGCUGCUUGAGGACUCGCGUCGUCGCCACCACCAGGAAGAGGAUAUUACCAUCAUGCAGGCGCCUCAAUUCACACGCGCGCUGCAUAACAUCGAGACCGUUGAGGGCACCAACGUGCAUCUGGAGUGCCGCCUGCAGCCAGUGGGUGAUCCCAGCAUGCGCAUCGAGUGGUUCGUCAACGGCAUGCCGGUAAAGACGGGCCAUCGCUUCCGUCCCGCCUACGAGUUUGACUAUGUGGCGCUGGACUUGCUUGGCUGCUAUGCCAUUGACUCGGGCGUCUACACGUGCCAAGCCCGUAACCAACUGGGCGAGGCUGUCACCUCCUGCUCCGUGCGCAUUAUUGCCAAGAAGGAUUUGAUUCUGGAGACUCAGAACGAGUCUGGCCUGCAAAAGAUUCAAUACUUGGAGGACUCCUCACGCUAUCGUCGUCAUGAGGACGUGGAUGAGGUGGUCAAUAUUCGCCCCCGCUUCCUGACCCAUCCGAAGAGCCUGACCAACACACGCGAAGGCGGUCACGCCCACUUUGAGUGCAAAAUUGAGCCCGUCACCGAUCCCAAUCUGAAGGUGGAGUGGUUCAAGAACGGUCGUCCCAUUACCGUGGGCCAUCGUUUCCGUCCCAUUCAUGACUUCGGGUACGUGGCCUUAGAUAUUGUUGGCUUGAUUGCUGAGGACUCCGGUAUUUACACCUGCCGCGCCGUCAAUUUGAUUGGCUCCGAUGAGACUCAGGUGGAGCUGCAAUGCCGCAGCGGCGAGCAAAUCGUCACAGUGACCCAGAACGAAGCUGGUCUCGAGCAGAUUCACUAUCUGGAGGAUCGCUCGCGCUACAGCCGCCGCGAGGAAGUCGACGAGACCACCAAGCAGGCGCCAGUGUUUACAACCUCCCUGAAGAACAUUGAAAUCAAGGAGAAUCAGCGUGCUCACUUUGAGUGCCGYUUGAUUCCCGUCUCCGAUCCUUCGAUGCGUGUGGAGUGGUACCACAAUAACAUGCCUCUGAAAUCGGGCUCGCGUUUCACUGAGACCAACAACUUUGGCUUCGUGGCCCUCGAUAUUAUGUCCACACUGCCCGAAGAUGCCGGCACCUACACCUGCCGUGCUUUCAAUGCUGUGGGCGAGGCCAUAACAUCUGCUGUUGCCGUGGUGCACACCAAGAAGUCCAUCUAUCUGGAGUCUCAGCACGAGACUGCAUUGCCGCGACUGCAGCACCUGGAGGAUGGCUCCAAGCGCCAGCGCGUCAGCGUACAGGAUGAGUUCGUUUCGCAGGCUCCGGUCUUUACCAUGCCCGUGCGGGAUGUGCGUGUGGCCGAGAACCAGGCGGUGCACUUUGAGGCCCGCCUUAUUCCCGUGGGCGAUCCCAAACUCACGGUCGAAUGGCUGCGCAACGGUCAGCCCAUUGAGGCGUCCAAUCGUACCACCACCAUGCACGAUUUUGGCUACGUGGCUCUGAACAUGAAGUAUGUGAAUCCUGAGGACUCUGGCACCUACACCUGCCGUGCGGUCAACGAGCUGGGUCAGGCUGUGACGUCUGCGUCGCUGAUUGUGCAGUCGAAGACUGCCAUUCAGAUGGAGACGCAGCACGAAGCUGCCAUGCACAAGAUCCAUCAGCUGGAGGAUCACAGCAAGUACCAGCGCCGUGAGGAGGAGGAAUACACCGUUACCACGGCGCCAAUGUUUGUCACCAAGCUGAUCGGACCCACCAAUCUGGUUGAGGGCCAGAGUGCCCACUACGAGUGCCGCAUCGAGCCCUACCCAGAUCCGAACCUGAAGGUCGAAUGGUUCCACAACGGCAAGCCCUUGAGCACCGGCCAUCGCUUCCGCACCACCUAUGACUUUGGYUUUGCCGCACUCGACAUCCUCACCGUCUAUGCGGAGGACAGCGGAGAAUACACUUGCCGUGUGACUAACAAUCUGGGCGAGGCCGUCAGCUCGAUCGCACUCAACGUCACUACCCGUUCGUCGAUUAUUCAUGAAACGCAGCAUGAGGAGGCUCUGCACAAGAUCCAGCAUCUGGAGGAUACCUCUCGCUUCCAGCGCAARCCUGAAGAGGAUCAGUUCCACGCUGAGCGCCCACAGUUUGGACGCCCACUGCGCAAUGCCAAGGUCAAUGAGGGCACACCCGUGCAUCUGGAGGCAACACUGAUCCCAGUUAAUGACCCCACCAUGAGGGUCGAGUGGUACUGCAAYGGCAGACCCAUCCAAACGGGUCACCGUUUCAAGACSACCUACGAUUUCGGCUUUGUCGCCUUGGACAUAUUGUACGCCCACGCCGAGGAUACCGGCACCUACAUGUGCAAGGCCAAGAAUGCUGUUGGGGAAGCUGUCACGACUUGUGCUGUAAACGUAACAGCAAAUAAGACACUGGAUCUGGAUACACUCGAUGCCCAGCGGCUGGAGAAGAUUCGUCAGCUCGAGAGCUAUGCGCCACCCGUAAAGGCCGAGGUGGAGGAGAAGGGGCAGAAGCCAAUUUUCCUCACUCCACUUAGCAAUCUGGAGCAUCUGAAGGAGGGCGAGCACGCCCACUUGGAGUGUCGCGUUGAGCCCAUCAACGAUCCCAACCUGAAGAUCGAAUGGUUCUGCAAUGGCAAGCAACUGCCCACCGGACAUCGUUAUCGCACCACCCACGACUUUGGCUACGUGGCCCUGGACAUUUUGUAUGUUUAUGGCGAGGACACUGGCACCUACAUGUGCAAGGCAACCAAUUUCCUGGGCGAAGCAGUCAACACCUGCAAUGUCCGUGUGCUGAACAGACGCAGCAUGAUUCUGGACACCCAGCACCCGGAUGCUUUGGAGAAGAUUCAGAAAUUGGAGUCCAAGGUUGUUACCACCCGCACCGAAGUCGGCGAUCAUCCAAUUGGCCCGCCCCACUUCACCGCAGAUCUGCGCGGCUCCACUGAGAUCUAUGAGGGCCAAACGGCUCACUUUGAGGCACAGGUGGCGCCAGUGCAUGAUCCCAACUUGCGCAUCGAGUUCUACCAUAAUGGCAAGCCUCUGCCAUCGGCUGCCCGCUUCCACAUCACCUUCGACUUUGGCUAUGUCUCCCUGGACAUUACGCAUGCCGUGGCCGAGGAUGCUGGCGAGUAUUCCGUGCGUGCUGUUAACGCUUUGGGUCAAGCCGUCUCUUCGACCAAUCUGCGCGUGAUUGCCCGCGGCACCAUUAUUUCGGACACCCAGCAUCCUGAGGGUCUGGAGAAGAUACGUAAGUUGGAGUCUACGGCACCACACCAGCGCCAGGAGGUCGAAACGCCUGGCACACGCCAGCGACCCAUGUUCACCCAACCAAUUCAAAACAUUGAUCGCAUCAAUGAGCACCAGACUGCCCACUUUGAGGCGCGCCUGAUUCCAGUGGGCGAUCCCAACUUGAAGGUCGAAUGGUAUCGCAAUGAGAAACUAAUCGAAGACAGCUCCAGAAUCACCAAGCAGCACGACUUUGGCUUUGUCUCCCUCGAUAUAUCGCACAUCCGCAAGGAGGAUGAGGGCGUCUACAUGUGCCGCGCUGUCAAUCCACUUGGCGAGGCCGUCACUACCGCCUCUAUGCGUGUGGUUACCGAGGCCACCAUCCAAAUGGAUACCCAGCAUCCAGACAGCAUUCGUCGUAUUCAUCAGCUGGAGAAGCCUCUGGCUCCACUACCCACCGAGCCUGAGCGCCUCUUCGAGAAGCCCAUCUUCACGCAGCUACUGACGGGUCCCUCCGAGGUAUGGGAGNUGCCCGUUGGUGAUCCCUCACUUAAGUUCGAGUGGUUCAUUAACGGCGUUGAGCUGCAAAUGGGCUCACGCCUGCGCACCACCCACGACUUUGGCUUUGUCACUCUCGACAUUGCCGCUGUGGUGCCUGAGGAUGCUGGUGUCUACAUGUGUCGCGCUUUCAAUGCCGCUGGCGAGGCUGUGUCCUCGACUGCCAUGAAGGUGAAGACCAGGGCCAACAUCGACGGACAGCCCCUGAUACCCGAGUCCUGGGAGGCCAUUCGUCUGAAGGAGGCCGCAAUGAACCGUGUGCCCGAAAUGUUUGUGGACUCUACGCCUCAGCAAGCUCCAGUGUUCACGACGCAUUUGCAGAGCUACGACAAGCUGCACGAGGGCCAGCAUGUUCAUCUGGAGGCUCAGGUGGAGCCUCGCGCCGAUCCUAAUCUGCGCAUUGAGUGGUUCAAAAACGGCAUCUCACUGACCACGGGCUCACGUAUACGCAGCACCUUCGACUUUGGACUGGUUACCUUGUCCAUCAAUGGACUGCGCGAGGAUGACUCCGCUAUUUACACCUGCAAGGCCACCAACCAGGUGGGCGAGGCUGUGUCGACCUCAUCGCUCAAGAUCGAAGAUCGUCAUUGGCUACAAGCGGAGUCCUUGCAUCCGGACUCAUUGCCACGCAUUGGCGAGCUGGAGGCGCCAAAACCGGUUCGUAAGGACGCACCAGAGCCCACAUACGAGACUCCGGUAUUCAUCACGCAUCUGAACAACAUCGAGUGCAAGGAGACGGACAGCGUUCGCUUUGAGUGCAACGUGGAGCCGGCCCGUGAUCCCACCAUGAAUAUCGAAUGGUACUACAAUGGCCAACCGUUGCAGGCAGCUGCCAAAUUCAAGUCCAUUUACGACUUUGGCUACUGCGCCCUGGACCUGAAUAACUCGUAUGCCGAGAACAGCGGCAUCUACACUUGCAAGGCCACAAACAGCAAGGGCUCGGCCACUACCUCGGGCACAUUAAAGUGCACAGGCGGCAAGACCAUGUUCCUGGACACUCAGCAUCCACAGGGCGAGAGCGGACUGGAGGCUGUGCAAGAAACAGAAGAAGCAUUGGCCAAUCGCUAUGCCCAGAAGCCAAACAAGCCAGAAACUCAAUACCCAGCACCAGUCUGGACGAGGCCAUUGCAGCAGGAGUUCCAUCUAUCCGAGGCGCAGCCGAUCCAUUUGGAGGCCAACGUGGAGCCGAAGGAGGAUCCAAAUCUGUUCAUCGAAUGGUACUUCAAUGGCAAGCUGCUGCAGCAUGGCUCACGCUUUAAGAUGACCAGCGAGUUUGGCUUCGUCACCAUGGACAUGACUGAGGUGUACUCUAGAGAUCAGGGCAUCUACACUUGCAAGGCCUAUAACAGGGCUGGCGAGGCUUUCACUUCCACCACCAUAUUCUGCUCAAGCAAGGACAGCAUCAUUGAAGCCACACAGCAUCCCAAGGGYGCWGAAGGUCUGGAACAGAUUCAGGACUUGGAGGAGUCACUACGCAAGGAYGGCAGCAAGCCGGAGCAGCCCGAGCAGGGCAUUGCACCACGCUUCACCACCGAAUUCGUUAACAUUGCUGACAUUGGUGAAGGUGAGUUGGCCCAUUUCGAGGCCAAUCUCAUUCCUCUGGGCGAUCAGAGCAUGGUCAUUGAAUGGUUCUUCAAUGGCAAAGUUCUUGAGGCCAGCCACCGCGUGCGCACCAUCUACGCCUUUGGCACCGUCGCCCUGGAAGUGCUGGGCACCAAGAUCGAGGACACCGGCACAUACACCUGCCGUGCCACCAACAAAUACGGCUCAGCUGAGAUCAGCUGCACGCUGGAGUGUGUCGACAAGCCUCGUGGCCAGAAACCGCACUUCACGUCGCACAUUCAGCCGCUGCAGGGCCUGAAGGAUGGCCAGUCCGCUCACUUCGAGUGCACCUUGAUUCCGGUUAAUGAUCCGGAUCUUAAGGUCGAGUGGUACCACAAUGGCAAGCUGCUCCGUCACUCAAACCGCAUCAAAACGGUAUCCGACUUUGGCUACGUGGUCCUCGAUAUUGCCUAYCUGCAGGAUCACGAYAGUGGCGAAUAYGUUUGCCGCGCCUACAAYAAGUACGGCGAGGACUUCACUCGCACCACUCUUAACUGUGGUGGUCGCGGUGGCGUGUUCUACGACAGCUUGCAGCCUGAUUCUCUCCAAMGRAUCCGUGAGCUGGAGUGCCCGCAGGGCCAGCAAGCGGACAGUGGUGCUCCAGUGGUUGCCGAGCCACCCAAGUUCAUCACACAAAUCAGUGAUGUCACCAAGCUGGUGGAGGGCCAGAGCGCUCACUUUGAGGCGCGCUUGACGCCCAUUACCGAUCCCGACUUGGUGGUCGAGUGGUAUUUCAAUGGCAAGAAGCUGCCCCAUGGCCAUCGCUUCCGCACUUUCCACGACUUUGGCAUUGUCAUCCUGGAUAUCCUGUAUUGCUAUGAGGAGAACUCUGGUGUUUAUGAGUGCCGCGCCUACAACAAAUAUGGCGAGGAUGUCACCCGCGCCAGCCUGAAGUGCGCCUCCAAGGCCAGCCUGAUCUUGGACUCCCAGCUGCCACGUGGCAUGGAGGGCGGUCUGGAGAAGAUUGCCAAUCUGGAGUAUAGCAUGGUGCGUACCCGCGAGGAGACCACCGAGGAGACCAGAGGCAAGGCACCAGUGUUCACUGUGCCCCUGGAGAACAUUGACAAUCUGCGCGAGGGCGAGAACGCUCACUUUGAGGCUCGCAUCACGCCUGCUGAUGACCCCAAGCUGAAGGUGGAGUGGUACUGGAAUGGCCGUCCAUUGAAGGCUGGCUCUCGGUUCCGCACUUUCUGCGACUUUGGUUUCGUUAUUCUGGAAAUUUCUCCAGUCUACCCGGAGGAYUCUGGUGAAUACUCGUGCCGUGCCAUCAAUGAGUAUGGUGAGGCAGUGACYAGCGCAACAAUGAAGAUUCAAGGCAAGCGUAGCAUCAUUAUGGAAUCGCAGCUGCCCAAGGGCAUGGAAGGCACCAUCGAUCGCAUCGCUGAGCUGGAAGGUCUGGGCUCUCGCAGCACAGAGUUUGUGCCGGAGGACGAUACAGGCAAGCCACCCGAGUUCAUUACGACACCAUUCGACAUGGUCAUCGGAGAGAACUCGCUGGCCCACUUCGAGUGUCGCCUGCAGCCCAUCAACGAUCCGUCCAUGCGCGUGGACUGGUUCCACAACGGCAAGGCCUUGUGGGCCGGCUCCCGCAUCAAGACCAUCAACGACUUUGGCUUUGUCAUCCUGGAGAUCGCCGGCUGCUAYCARCGAGAUACGGGUCUGUAUACCUGCAAGGCAACCAACAAGCACGGCGAGGCCACCGUCUCCUGCAAAUUGCAGGUCAAGGGUCGCCAGGGCAUUGUCAUGGAGCCGCAGCUGCCCUCGAACUUCCGCACUGGCACUGAGAGCCUGCAGAAGCUGGAAGAGAAYAUGCACAAGCGUGAAGAGAUGGUCAUCGAUGAGGAGCAGCCAAAUCCACCCAAGUUCAUUGAGGAGAUCAAGGACAACUUGGACGUGCCCGAGGGCGGACCAAUUCACUUCGAUUGCCGCGUAGAGCCCGUUGGUGAUCCAACAAUGCGCAUUGAAUGGUACUACAAUGGCCGCGUCAUGGCCACUGGCUCCAGAGUUCAUCAACUGAACGACUUUGGCUUCAUUGCAUUGGAUAUUGACUACAUCUAUGCCAGGGACUCUGGCGAAUAUACCUGCCGCGCCACCAACAAGUGGGGCAGUGCCACCACCACCGCCAAGGUCACCUGCAAGGGCAAGCACAGCAUUGUCUACGAAUCACAGCUGCCCGAGGGCAUGACCGCCGAGAAGUUGAAGGAACUGGAACGUGGACGCAUACCAGAGGCACCCAAGGUUGUCGAAGARCAGUACGGACCACCGAAGUUCAUCACCCAGAUCGCAUCCUGCACMGCCGAGGAGUCUGAAGCUGUYCGAUUCGAGUGCCAAGUGGAGCCAAAGACCGAUCCCAAUCUGCGCGUUGAAUGGUAUCGCAAUGGCAAGCCUUUGCCACUGGGUCAUCGCUAUAGGAACGUCUUCGACAUGGGCUUCGUCUCGCUGGAUAUUUUGUAUGUGUACAGCGACGACUCUGGUGAAUACGUUUGCCGUGCCGUCAACAAGUACGGCGAAGAUCGCACCAAGGCCACCGUCUCCUGCAAGAAAUUGCCUACGAUUCUGCUGCAAAAUCAAGUGCCACGUGGCAUGAAGCGCUCGGAAACGCUCACCCAAAUGGAGGCCACCAUCAAGAAGUACACCUCUGAGGUGCAUUUGACCGAGGAUGAUCUCUUCGAUCCCGAUCGYAAGCAGCCUCCUCGCUUUGUCACGCAGAUCAAGGAGCAGCUGACGCUGACGGAAAUGGCUAAGACUAAGUUUGAGUGCCAGUUGGCGCCUGUGGGUGAUCCGAACAUGAAGGUCGAAUGGUUCUUCAAUGGCAAGCCCUUGCUCUACAAGAACCGCUUCCAGCCCAUUUACGACUUCGGCUAUGUCGCCAUGAAUUUCGGCUGGGUUUAUCCCGAGGACAGUGGCGAAUAUGUCUGCCGCGCCACGAACUUGUAUGGCAUGGAUGAGACUCGUGCCAUCAUCAAGGUAUCCGGCAAGCCGGGCAUUGUCUACGACUCCCAGCUGCCUGCCCAUAUGCAGAGCAUCGAUCGCAUUCGCGAAAUGGAAGCUUCCUGGCAAGUUGUACCCGAAGAAGCUGACCCCGAUGCCAAGCCCAGAACGAAACCAGUGUUCGUUAGCAAGCUGGAGCCGCAGACGGUCGAGGAGGGCGAACCAGCCAGAUUCUGUGUGCGUGUCACCGGUCAUCCACGUCCUCGUGUCAUGUGGCUGAUCAACGGCCACACUGUUGUUCAUGGCUCGCGUUACAAGCUGACCAACGAUGGCAUGUUCCAUCUUGAUAUACCCAAGACGCGUCAAUAUGAUACCGGCAAGGUAGAGGUUAUAGCGCGCAAUUCUGUGGGCGAAUCGAUUGCUUCGACCGAACUGAAUGUUGUCGCACGCUCUGAUGACUACCGCAAUGUUCUCAAGAACUCACCACGCCGCAUCGUUGGAUCAAAGGAUUAUCGCAAGCCAGAAUGGGUGACCCACAUGGAAGAGAUGCAAGUCGCUCUCAAAGGUGAAGCACCCGAGGCUUAUAAGGAUUAUMACAUAAGCAUAAUUGAUGAAGAGCCUGAAGAAAAAGAAGAGCAGCCUGAGAAAAUUUUGGAAGUUAGAGUGAUCGAUGAGGUUGCCGAAAUCGAAGAGUCUCAACCAAUCGUCGAAGAAGAAGAGGAGGAUGAGAGGCCGACUACUGAAAGCACUGUGGAGGAUGUCACAAAGCCAAAGACUAAGAAAAAGAAGGUGGUGAAAAAGAAGACUAAUGAGCACGACGAAUUAAUACAAAAACUGCUUGAGCAAGAAAUCGAGAAAACGGAAUUGGAGAAAUAUGAGAAGAUCGAUUUCGAUGUUCCCAAGAAACUGAAGCCAGAGUUUGCUAGUCUCGAACCAAUGAAAAUUGAAAGAAAAGAGCAGAAGCCAACAAAGGUCACAAUCGUUGAGGCCACUGAAGUACCGAAGACGGUGAAGCUAAAGCCGGGAAAACGCAAGGAAAAACCAGCAGAAGAACAAACUGUACAGCUUCCCAAAUUCAGACUUAAAACUCGCAUGGUUAURGUUGAGUACCCGCCAGCACCACUCAUACCAAAGCUAAGCCAUAUUGGCGCAGUUAAGCAGAAUGGUGACCUUUCUCGCAAUAUUGAAGAAGCAGAAAACCUACUUAAGUUCAAGCCACACAAGACCAAGAAGAUUAGGAAAAUAAAGGAUGACUUGGAGAAGGUUGAGCUUGAAAAGUAUGAAAAGUAUGUUAGUAGCGAGGAGGAACCUGAAGAAAAGCAACCUUACCAAAAACCUGAAAAGGUGCCAAAACCAGAAGAAAGUCCCGAAGAUGCAAAGCUUAAGAUUGGCAAGGGUAAGAAGAAACCGAAAGAAGAAGAAUCUCCAGAAAAUGUUACACUGAAAAAGAUACCACAAAAGCCCAAGGAAGCUGAAGAAGAAUUUGAAGCAAAACCUAAAGAAAAGGCCGAGGUUACAGUCGUGGAGCAACCAAAGGUGCCAAGGGAACAGGAUAUACAGGUUGAACCAUUUGAGCCCAUUGAUUAUGAGCAACCUGAAUACGUUCCAGAAGAACUUGAACAAGUCGAUCAGCCGGAGAAACCAGAAAAGCAGAAGAAGCCCAGUAAAACCAAAUAUAAGCCCAAGGAAAAAACAAAGCCUGAACCGGAAACGAUUAUUACAGAAAUCGUACCUGGAAAGCCCAAAGAAGAAGAAGAAGUUCCCGAARCUGAAAUUAAGUUCCGCAAGCCCGAAAGUGAAGCGCCUGAAGAAACUGAUUCUCAAGUGAAGUUGAAACCAUUCAAGAAGACUGUUGAGGAGCCAGUAGUUGAAGAUACUAYUGCAGAGGCAACGGUAACGGAGCCCACGCCAGAAGAGAAGGUAGUCACACCUCAAGAUGAAGUCAAGAAGACGAAGAAAUCAAAGCCGAAGCCCAAACAACAACAGGAGGAGGAAGUAACAGAAGAGCAACAGCCAGAAUUUGAAAUAUCAGUUAGGGAAGAAGAAGCCAUUGCUGAGAAGCUCGAAGAUGUCGAAAAGCCCAAAGAAGUAAAAGUGAAACAAAAGAAACCGAAAGAAGCUCCAAAAGCUGAAGUUGAUAUCGUCGAGGAGCUGCCACAGCCAACUGAAGCUCCUGAAGAUAUACCAGUGGAGUACAGAAUCACCACAACUGUCCUGGAACCCGAAGAAGUGCCAAAGGAACAUCAAGUUAAGGUGAUUGACUUUGACGAAAAGGAAAUAACCACUGAGGAAAUAGUGGAAGAAAAGGUUGUGACCAGGAAGAAGAAGCCUAAGCCGGAACAGCCAGAAGAGUUCAAAGUCACUCUACAGGAGCCACAACAAAUACAGCCUGAACCCGAAGAGGCAAUUGCCGAGGUUGUGCUACCCGUUCAGAAGCCUCAGCCAGAAAAUGAAGAAUUCGAAGUCGAAUUAAAGAUAACUGAACCACAACCUGAGGAAACUGAAGUCGUUGUAAAGAAGAAGUCGAAAAAGAAGCCAGUUGAAAAGUCAGUGGAGGUUGUCGAAGAUGUAGUGAACAUUGUGGAAGCUCAACCUGAGGAGCAAAGAGAAGAAGACAUCGUGRUUGUGGAAGAAGAAGAAAAGGUUGAAGAAUCACAACCAAAAUCUUUCGAAUUCCAAGUCACUGAAACUGAAGCUCCUCAAAUAAAACCGGCAGAAGUAAUUGAGGAAAAACCAAAAGAAAAGUUGAAAAAGCCAGCUCCGAAAGUAGAAGAGAAGUUUGACUCUUAUGAAAUUUCCAUUAAGGAAUCAGAAGCGGAAAAAGUAAUCCAGCAGGAAGAGCAGCCUACCGAAGAUGUUCCUGACGAAGUAACAUUUAUUCCACUGCCAAAGCAACCUGAACAAGUCGAGGCCGCGUUUGUCCUCACAGAACCAAAGCCGACUGAAGAGAGUCAUGUGGAAGCUGAAAUAAAACCAAAGAAAACAAAGAAGCCAAAGAAAACUGAAGAGGCUAUAACUCAGGAUGUAAAGGUUGUUGAAGAAGUGGUAGCUCCAAAAGAAAUUGUAGUUGAAGAACAGCAAAUUGAAAUUGUUGAAAAAGAAACUGUUCCAGUUGAAGAAACACCAAAGGAAUAUACAAUUCGAGUAUCUGAUUCACAAAUUGAACAGCCAGAAGAACCAACUGCAGCCGAAUUUACUGUUAAAAAGGCAAAGCCUUCCAUUGCUGCUACCGAAGAACCGGAAGCCGAGUUUGUGCUUAAGGAAAGCAAACCUGUGGAAGAGGUUACCGAGGUAGCAGAAAUCAAGACAAAGAAACCUAAAAAGAAGGUCAAGGAGGUUGCAGCAGAAGAAUUAAAGAUCCAAAUCACGGAAGAAACACCACAAGAAGUUCCUGUCGUGGAAGAAAUUGAGGAAGUUGUGGAAGAAAUUAAAGAGACUGUUCCUACUGUUGAAUAUAAGUCGUAUGAAAUUGGUGUGAAGGAAACUGAAGCUGAAAAGCCCGCUGAAGAGAUAGUAGUUGAAGAGCCCUUGGUAGAAGAGCCCCAAAUCGAAGAAACGGCACCUACUGUUGAACACAAAUCAUAUAAAAUAGGUGUGAAAGAAUCAGUUGUUGAAAAGCCUAUAGAGAAAGUACCAUCAGAAGAGCAAUUAGUUGAAGAGCCUAUAACUGAAGAACCAGAAACCUUCGAAGAGCUUAAAGUCAGAGUGAUUGAAGAAACACCCCGUGAAGUUGUCGAGGAAGUUCUCGAAGAGAGUGUUAAGGUUCACCGCAAGAAGAAGCCAAAACCAGCGGUAACAGAAGAGCCUGAGGCUCAAGUAAGCAUUCCUGCYCCAACAUCGGUGGAUGAUGUGGAGGCUGUCCAAAGUGUUACUAUUGUACCCGAAAUCCCAACAGAAGAGGAAGCUGCUGAGCUAAAGAUAACUGUUAUUGACGAGGUUUCUGAGCCACAAGAGCUUGUUCAGGAGAUUGAGGAAAUCGAAACAGUGGAAGAAGAAGUUCCUGAACCAGUACCUGAAGAAAAGCCGAAGGACUAUCAGUUUAGCAUUAAAGAAUCUGAGGCACGAAAAGAAACUAUCGAGGAAUUGUCAGAAGAACAAGUAACAAUUCCAAAGAAGAAAAAGGUUCAAGAGCAAAAAGAAACUGUCGAGGAAUUACCGGAAGAGCAAUUCACUAUUCAAAAGAAGAAGAAGACUGAGCCUGAGGUUGUAGAAGAGCCUGAAGCYGUUUUUGAAAUAAAACAAAAACAACCWGUUGAAGAGGUUACAGAAGAGGCGAAAAUUAAGAAGAAGACGAAGAAACCCGUAAAACAGGAUGAAGCAGCUGCAGAGCUCAGUGUCACUGUGACUGAGGAAUCUGCUCCAGAGCCUGAGGUAGUUGAAAUUGUGGAAGAAAUUGAGGAGAAACCAGAAGAAAAGCCUGAGGAAAAACCAGUCGAGCAGCCCACCGAGUAUCAGUUCACAGUCAAGGAAACCCAACCUGAAGCUCCAGCAGAAGAAGAGACUGAAGAUAUUCAAGAGGUACAAUUGCCAAAGAAAACGCCAAAGAUUCCUGAAGUGACUGAAGAGCCUGAAGCCGAAGUUACACUCAAACCCAAACCAAAAAUUAAGAAACCCAAAGCUCCUGAAGAAGAAGAGGAGGUCGUUGCUGAAGUUACUUUGAAGCCAAAGGCACCAAAGGAAGUACAGGAAGAAGACUUCUCAGUAGAUGUUAAGUUGCCAACAGAAAAGAAGGUUACAGAGGAAACAUCCGACCAAACUGUGCAGCUCAAGAAGAAGAAGAAGCCUCAAAAACCAACAGAAGAAGCUGCAGAUGAGCUGCAACUUACGCAAACUGUUAUUGAGGAGAGACCAGUUGAGAUUGAAGAGGAGGAAGUCGUUGAAGAAGCAGUUGUAAUACGAAGGAAACCAAAGAAGCCAUUCGAGCCAACUGUUGAAGAUCUCGAAGAAACUGAAUUCAGUCUCUCAUUCAAAAAGCCACAUACUAUUACCGAAGGCGUUGAAGAAGCAGCUACAGUUCUUAAGAAACGACCAGUGAAGCCUCAAACCCUCGAUGAAGCUGGAGCGGAAUUGUCCAUAAAGCGACUGGAAGAAGAAUACGAAGAAGGCGAUGACGUUGAAGAAUUUGUGGUUAGCCAAAGGCCCAAACCAAAACAAUUGCAAAUCACUGACGAAGAAGACCAAGAGUACACUAUUAAGAAGCUCAAACGUCGCAAGAAGGUGGAUAUUCCAGAGUUCUCUGAUGUCGAGAAUGUUACUUUCCGGGCAAAGUCCACGAAGACUAAAGAAGAUGUGGACCAAGAGUUUAAUAUUGCUCUUGACUCUUAUGCCGAAGAAGAAGUGUCAAUGUCUGGUAAAGUGAAAGUUAAGAAACCAAUUAAGAAGACCUACUCUGAAGCCAGUGAUGAGGCUAGAAUUAAAAUUGUGCAAGAUUAUGAUGAUGGAGAAGGUCCAAUAAUUGAAGAAAUCCACGACGACGAAGAUACCAUCGACGAGGUCGAGGAGCCWGAAGAGUACAUGGUUGAAGAGCUACCACCAGAUGAGGUUGACUUCAAGCUGAAACCUAAGAAACACCCCAAGCCACAUUAUUCAGUCCAAGACGAAGAAGAAGAGCAAUUCCUUAUUGGCCUUCGACAUGCCAAACGUGAUUCAAUUACGUAUGAUGAAGAUUCUCUAACAUUCAAAAAGAAGCGUAAAGUUGUGCAACAGCUGUUCAAUGAAGAUGGCGCUUCUCUUAACAUUACCAGAGAAAUGGAUGUGGAUGAAUCUCAAGUCGAGAACAUCAUGUACUCUAUCUGCAAUUACAUUGCCGAUAACGACGAAGCUAUUAAUUUGGUAGAAGGUGAAAAGGUACAGGUCAUUGGACGUCAUAGCUCCGAGUGGUGGUAUGUCAAGAAGAGCAUUACCGAGGAAGAAGGUUGGGUGCCAGCACAAUAUCUUAUGGAGCCCGCGGAGUACGCCCAAUACGUGCAGAAUAAGCUGCACGAGAAGAUCGAUAAGCUACCCGUAUUUGAAAGACCUGGACCGCAAGACAAGCCGAUUGCACCGCGUUUCAUUGAAAAGUUGCAACCAAUUCAUACGCCUGACGGUUAUACAGUGCAAUUCGAAUGCAAGGUCGAAGGCAAUCCCCGACCGCAAAUCGCUUGGUUCCGSGAGACAGCCAUUAUAAAGCCCUCACAAGACUUCCAAAUGUUCUACGAUGAGGACAAUGUGGCCACACUGAUCAUUCGUGAAGUCUUCCCCGAAGACGCUGGCAAGUUCACUUGCGUGGCCAAGAAUGCCGCUGGCUUCACUUCCAGUACAACAGAGUUAAUUGUCGAGAGUCCGUUGUCGGAUCACGGCUCAGAUGCCACGGCACUCUCGCGCAGAAGCAUGUCACGUGAGUCUUCCAUGGCCGAUAUUCUCGAGGGCAUUCCGCCGACAUUCUCGCGCAAGCCCAAGGCUCAAUAUGUCGAUGAAGGUACCAAUGUAAUCUUGGAGUGCCGCCUUGUUGCGGUGCCCGAGCCUGACAUCGUUUGGACCUUCAAUGGGGAAGACAUUGACGAGGAAGAGAUUAAGAAUGUUCGAAUUGUAACCGAAUCGGAUAUGCAUAUGUAUUGUAGUGUGGUGCAUAUUACAAAGGUUAAGAAAUCACAGGAGGGCGUAUACGAAGUGAUUGCCACAAAUCGCGAAGGCGAAGCUCGUCUGCCUAUCACACUGAAGGUACGAACUUCGGACAAGGAGGCUCCACAAAUUCUGGAGCCCCUGCGCAAUAUGGUUAUACGCGAGGGCGAAAGCGUUGUGCURUCGACACAAAUUGUAGGCAAUCCAGCGCCAAAGGUAACGUGGUACAAGGAUGGCAAGCCCAUCAAGAAUGCCAAGUCAGACAAAGACCUCCACACCCUAACACUGAUAACGCCCAAAAAGUCGGAGAAGGGCGAGUACACAGUCAAGGCCGUCAAUCCAUUGGGCAGUGUAGAAACCACUGCUUAUCUUACAAUUGAAGAACCGACGAGUGGCAAUGCAGAGCCUCCAUUAUUUGUGGAGCGCUUUGAGGAGCAAUCGGUGCCACAAAAGGGCGAGAUUCACUUGCCUGCUAAGGUCUCUGGCAAUCCAGUGCCUGAGGUGCAAUGGCUUUUCAACAACAAUCCCCUGUAUACCGACGAGCGAAUCCAACAGAUCUACGAUGGUGAAAAUAUUGAGCUCAUUAUCAAGGAUGCCAAUCCGGAAACUGAUUCGGGUGACUACAAGUGCAUCGCCAGCAAUCCCAUUGGCAAAACAUCGCACGGUGCGCGUGUGAUUGUUGAAGUCGAUGAGGUGACCUUUACCAAGAAAUUAAAGAAGACCAUUACCAUUGAGGAGGUGCAGUCUCUGACUCUUGAGUGCGAGACCUCUCAUGUGGUGUCCACCAAAUGGUUCUUCAAUGGCAAAGAGCUGAGCGGCAUGGAUCAUCGCGUUGUCGUCGAGGAUGGCAAGACGCACAAGUUGGUCAUCCGGAACACAAACCUACGCGAUUCUGGUACUUAUGUGUGCAAGGUCAAGAAGCAAGAGACACAAUCAACUGUGGAAGUGCUGCAGCGUAAGCCGGACUUCCUUAAGGUGCUAGAGGAUUAUGAGGUCACCGAAAAGGACACGGCGAUUCUGGAUGUUGAGCUGACAACCGAAGCCGUGGAGGUCACCUGGUACAAGGAUGGCGAGAAAAUUAUGCCAGAAAACAAAAACUGCGAAUUCAUCAAGGAUGGCAAAUCAAGACGCUUGGUAAUACGCGAUACCACAAUUCAUGAUGAGGGCGAGUACACGUGCAAGCUGGAGGGCCAGGAGUGCAGCGCCGAGCUGACUGUCAUUGAGCUGCCACCAGAGAUUGUGAAGCACUUGGAGGACGUGAACGUCACCAAGGGCGAGAAUGCCAURUUCGAUAUUGAGCUGAGCAAGGGCGAUGCUCUGGUAAAAUGGUUCAAGAACGGCAAGGAAAUCAAGUUCAAUGAACGCAUUCAACUGACGAUUGAUGGUAAGAAGCAGUCGCUACGCAUUCUUAAGGCUAAGCCUGAAGAUGUGGGCGAAUAUACCAUUCAAGUUGGCGACCAGGUCUCCAAGGCAAAACUGACAGUUGAGGAGCCUUUGGUAGACUUUGUACUGCGUUUGCCAGAUGUCACGCUGGCCACCAAGACCACAGAUGCUGAAUUCACCGUUGAGCUCUCCCAGCCCGAUGUCGAAGUUACCUGGCACAAGAAGGGAAAACCCAUCAAGCCCAACAAGAAGCAUGAAGUGUUUGUUGAGGGCACCGUCAGACGCCUGGUCAUCCAUGAUGCCGACGAUGAUGAUGCGGGCGAGAUCAGCUGUGUUGCCGAAAACGUCACAAGCAGCAGCAAGCUAUGCGUUGAGGAGCUUAAACUGCCGCCCGUGAUUACCUCUGACAAGGAUCAAACCAUCAAAGUGAAGGAGAACGAAGACGCCACAUUCACUGUCAAGUACACCGGAGCGCCCACACCCGAGGCCGAGUGGACCUCWCGCAAGGUUGUCAUUCCCAAGUCAAAGCGUACUAUACCCACAAUUGAUGAGCAAUCCGCAACGCUGACCAUCAAGAAGGUUGUCGACGAUGACGAGGGCGAGUACACUGUUAAACUUGUGAAUCCUGUGGGCGAGGCAGAGGCCAGCCUGCACUUGCUCAUUAUGCGUAAACCCGCGGCGCCAGGCACGCCACAGCCUCUGGAGGUGAUGCACGAUUCAAUAACGCUUUAUUGGAAGGCGCCUGAAGAUGAUGGCAAAUCUGAAAUCAUUGAAUACAUUCUGGAGUAUCAUGAUGUGAAAGAAGAAAAAUGGACUGAGAUACGCAAGAUUAAGGACACAACUUACACCAUCAGCAAGCUGAAGAUCGAUACGGAGUACGUGUUCCGCUCGAUUGCCGUCAACGAAGUUGGUCCAUCCCCGCCCUCACCCAUCUCGUCRCCCAUACGCCUGGUGCCAAAGGUUGAGACCGAAGCACCCAGCGUACGRGAGCCUCUGCAGGAUAUUGUYAGCGAUCUGAACAAGGAGGUGACCAUGUCCUGUGUGUUYGGCGGCAUUCCAGAGCCAACUGUCACAUGGAAGAAGAAUGGCGAAGUAUUUGAGUCGAGCAGCGUGCGCUACGAGAAUCGCGUUGCCAAAUACACAAUUGAAAAGACAACUAUUGAGACUGAGGCCACCUACACGUGCGUGGCCACGAAUGAGAAGGGCUCCGUGGAGACGUCGUGCAGACUGAAGCUGCAGCAGAAGCCAACCGUUGAAAUCGAGGACAAAUACUUGUCCCAGAAAYUGCGCACUGGCAGCACUCUCACCAUUCCGGCAACAGUUCGCGGCUAUCCACAGCCGACUGUGACCUGGCACAAGGAGACGGUCGAACAGAAGUCCACCAAGGAAGUCACGAUCGAAACCACAGAGACCAGUUCCACCUAUACCGUUAAGAAGGUAACUCGCGAACACUCUGGSCGCUACAAGGUGACGGCCAGCAAUGAAUCGGGCUCCAGCUACGCGGAGUGCACGGUUCAAGUGAUCGACAAGCCCAGCAGGCCACAGUCCCUGGAGGUUAAGGACGUCAAAAAGGACUCGAUCAUCCUGGAAUGGACGCCACCAGUCGACGAUGGCGGCAUGGAGAUUAAGCAGUAUACGCUGGAGAAAUGCGAUCUACAGAACAAAGUUUGGAUGAAGGUUUCCGACUUCGACAAGGACAUCAACUCGUAUGCCAUUCAAAAACUUUCCAUGAAUGCACAGUACAUGUUCAGAGUGGUGGCUGUCAAUCCCAUAGGCGAAUCUGAACCAACAGAGAGUGAGCCUGUGACCAUAACCAGGAAGUUUGAGAAACCAACUCCACCACGUGAUCCCACGUCGGUGUCUGGCAUGAACGACACUUCGUUCACAUUGUCUUGGGAGCCGUCGGAGAGCGACGGUGGCUCCAAGAUAAUUGAGUACAUUGUGGAAAUAAGGGAAGAGACUGAAACCGUUUAUCGCUCCUUGGGCACUACGACGGGCACUGUAACAAACAUUCAAGUUGACAACGUUGUGAGAAACAAGGGCUAUCUGUUCCGAAUCUACGCUCGAAACGAGGUUGGCACCAGCGAUGCGUUCGAGACAACUGAGAAGAUUGUCGUUGGACGCAAGAUAACGCCGCCUUCGCCUCCGCAAAAUCUGAGAGCGCCGGAUGUGACGAGCCGCAGCGUAACACUCGACUGGGAGGUGCCAGCUCGAAAUGGAGGUUCCGAAAUCACAGGCUAUUGCGUGGAGAAGCGCUCUUCAACAUCGACCAGCUGGACAAAGGUCAUCACCCUGGAUGCCCAUCAGCUGCAUUACACCAUAGACAAUCUGAAGGACAAGUGCGAGUAUUGGUUCCGUGUGUCAGCGGAGAACGAGGUUGGAUUAGGUGCGCCAGCCGUCACGGAGAGCAUAUCGCUGAAGACACACGCAACUGUACCAUCGCCACCGACUGCUCCACUGGAGGCCCGAGUGCUAGCGGCCAAUGCACACGUAUUCGAAUGGGGUAUACCCGAGUCAGAUGGUGGUGCGCCACUGCUCGGCUACCACAUUGCCAUACGUGACAUGAAGAAGUCCAUGUGGAUUGAGGUCGGUCGGGUGCCAGCCGGGGUGCAGAAAUUCCAGAUAAGAGACCUGCAAGAGAAUCACGAAUACAUGAUACGCAUUCUCGCCAAGAACGAGAUUGGCCUGAGUGAGCCGCUCGAAUCGGAGGAGCCCUACAAAGUGAUGACAGCCGGUCAUGCCAGCCUGCCCGACGAGCCGCGCACAGAGAUGAGCACAUGCAACACAUCCUCCUGGCUGCGGGAUCACAAUAUGGAUGCGGACAUACACUCGUAUGCCCGGGGCAGGCUGCUUCAACGCGACGAGUACUUCUUCCGGCUCUGGGCGCAAAUGCCCAAGAAGAAGAAGGGCUCCAAAUAGACAGAGACAUGAACGUAAACCAACAUAAAUAGCCAUGACAAAACGAAUGAAACUUAGGUUAGGUUAAGCUUAUUUCAAUUGUACUUUAAUGAAUUCUUGACUUUUUAUUUAGCUUCUUUUUUAGCUUUUUUUGUACUCGUAAUACACCCAUUGUAAAGGGCAUGUAAUGUUCGGCAUAUGCUAUGCGUCCGGCAACAGCGAUGUUCACGAAACUGAGACAGACUGGGGCGAGCGAAGACAAACUUGAUGUUUGAGUGCGUGAACGUGGCUGUUGGCCUGUGAGCUCAUUGGCCCAUUACAUAAACUAUGAAAGGAAUUUCUUUAUAAUUUGCAUAAAUUCGUAUGAUUUCCUGCGCUUUAUUUUUGUAAGCUGUGAUAAAUUUAUCAAAUUCGAAAGCGUCAAACGAUAAAAUGCCAUGACAUUUGCGCCAGCACACGACGCGCAUCGGGCACAGGACAGUCAACGGACAACAGCCAACAACCGACAUCCAAUAGCAACAGCUAUAGCAACAACAACAACAACAACAACAACAACAACAGCAACAGGAACAGCCACAAGAACACAACGCAAGUGAUUCAAUAUCCUCUAGGGAGACAAACAACAAAUGGUGCAAUUCGAUAUGAGUUACGAGUACGCUGUGUGCCUGUGUGUGUGUAUCUGUCUGUCUGGGUGUGUGUGUGUGUGUUUGUUGUGUUGUGUUGUGCGUCGCGCUGACUGUCCCUUGCCCUUGCCGUGUGCUUGCUGUGUGAGCAAAUUUAUGACAUCCAGAGGGUUACAUAACUAUACUUCUAUACAUAUAUUUUGUGGAAGAGCCCAACAUGACUUUAAACUGAGAAGAAAAAAAGAAAGAAAGAAAGAAAACAAAUGAAAAAUAAAAUAAAUAUGAAUGAAUUUUGAACG